CCCUCUAAAAUCCUCACAAACAUCAUCCAAAUCAUUCACCAUACCAACUCCAUGGCCACGUCUAAAAUCAACCACAUCUCUCUUUUCCUUCUUUCUAUUCUUCUUAUCUCUUUAGCCACCAUCUCCAAAUCUGAUGAAGAUUGUGUCUACACAUUGUACGUAAGAACUGGUUCAAUCAUCAAAGGAGGAACCGAUUCAAAGAUAUCUAUAACACUUUACACCAUAAAAGGCGAGUACAUUAACAUUCCAAAUAUUGAACUAUGGGGUGGAUUAAUGGAACCAGGACAUGAUUAUUUCGAAAGAGGCAACACUGAUAUCUUCAGUGGGAGAGGAUACUGUUUGAAAGAUCCGGUGUGCAAAAUGGACCUUACAUCAGAUGGUACAGGUUGGGGUCACGGUUGGUUUGUUCACUAUGUUGAAGUCACAACUGCCGGUAAACAUGAAAAGUGUGAGAAUCAGUAUUUUGAUGUUGAGCAGUGGCUUGCUACUGAUACUUCUCCUUACAAUCUCACAGCAAUUAGAGACAAUUGUCAUGGUGACAAUUUUUCGUACAGUAGAUUGGAAUCAAAGACAGAAGCUAGCACAUAGGCUUUACAUGUAUGUAAUUGUGUAAACCCUAGUGAAAGAGUGAUGGGGCAAUUUUCAUUUGUGUGUGUUGUAGCAAGGAAUUGCUUUCUCUAAUAAACAGACAUGAUCUUGGAUCUGUAACUUGUAUUGCUUGUUCGUGCUCUGUUUUUUGUAUCAACUAUGAACCACAAGCUUUGUGUGGA
This is a messenger RNA of Papaver somniferum (opium poppy), 770 nucleotides long. Its product is annotated as PLAT domain-containing protein 1-like. The transcript is spliced from 2 exons. Bases 52 to 588 code for a protein of 178 amino acids. The record is from RefSeq and is a predicted model, not a curated record. Gene Ontology annotation, molecular function: protein binding. NCBI's taxonomy places the organism in Eukaryota, Viridiplantae, Streptophyta, Magnoliopsida, Ranunculales, Papaveraceae.